Molecule: messenger RNA, 1815 nt
Organism: Suhomyces tanzawaensis NRRL Y-17324
Lineage: Eukaryota; Fungi; Ascomycota; Pichiomycetes; Serinales; Debaryomycetaceae
Gene: GAP4
Product: Gap4p
Exons: 1
Coding region: 1-1815 (604 amino acids)
Biological process (GO): amino acid transmembrane transport
Cellular component (GO): membrane
Molecular function (GO): amino acid transmembrane transporter activity
Source: RefSeq, a predicted model, not a curated record
AUGUACGACGAAAAAGCAGCUGAACUUAAGGGCCCUAGUGGUAACUCGGUGGACACCGAAGCCUACAGCUACAGACAAGAGUCCUCCCCGGGCCAGACCAACUCCCGUCACUCUGGCUCUUCGUACGCCGACAGUGCAUACACUUACGAGACCAUCGAGGAAGGCAACGCCUUUUCCAGAUUCAUCGACUCGUUCAAGCCUAUCAACCUCGAGGAUGAAGGCUUCGACACCACCGGCAUGACCAUGGCCGAAAAGAGUAUUAUCGCCUCGGCCAGACACCCUUUGGCCAGAAGAUUGAAGUCCAGACAUUUGCAGAUGAUUGCCAUCGGUGGUUCCAUCGGUACUGGUUUGUUCGUGGGUAGUGGUUACGGUUUGGCUCUCGGUGGUCCCGGUGCCGUUCUUAUCGGUUACACCUUGAUUGGGUACUCGAUGUUGUGUGUUGUCAAUGCUUUGGGUGAGUUGUCCGUGCAAUUCCCAGUGUCUGGUUCGUUCAAUGCGUUUUUCACCCGUUUUGUCGACCCUUCCUUGGGUUUCACCUUCGGUAUUUUGUAUGCUUGUUCAUGGUUGAUUUCGUUUCCUUCCGAGUUGAUUGCGUGUGCAAUGACCGUCCAGUACUGGAACCAAAGCGUGGAUCCUGCCGUGUGGGUCGCGAUCUUCUACGUUGUUAUCGUUUCCAUCAAUUUCUUCGGUGUUAAGGGUUACGGUGAAGCCGAAUUCGUCCUUUCUGGAAUCAAAGUCAUUGCCGUUAUAGGUUUCAUCAUUUUGGGUAUCUGUAUCAUCUGUGGUGUUGGUGAUCAAGGUUACAUUGGUGGAAGAUACUGGCACAACCCUGGUGCUUUCAACCACGGUUUCAAGGGUGUGUGUAACAUGUUUAUCUCUGCUGCCUUCUCCUUCGGUGGUAUUGAAUUGGUUGCCCUUGCAGCAGCUGAAACCAAGAACCCAAGAAAGUCCUUGCCCAAGGCUACCAAGCAAGUUUUCUGGAGAGUCACCAUCUUCUACUUCUUGACUGCUAUCGUGAUUGGUUGUCUCGUUCCAUACACCAACGAAGACUUGUUGACCGGAGACGGUAUUGCUGCUUCUCCUUUCGUCAUUGCCAUUCAAUUGAACGGUAUCAAGGUCGUCCCACACAUUAUGAACGCUGUUGUUCUUAUUGCUGUCGUUUCCGUUGGUAACUCCUCUGUUUACGGUUGUUCCAGAACCUUAGCCUCUCUUGCUGUCCAAGGUUUGAUUCCAGGUAUUUUCGGUUACAUUGACAGAGCCGGAAGACCAAUGGUUGCUAUCAUGUUCACCAACAUGAUUGGUUUGUUGGGUUUCUUGGUUAAGGCCAGUGCUGAAGGUGAAGUGUUCACCUGGUUCUUCUCCGUUUGUUCCUUGUCCUCUUUCUUCACCUGGUGUGCCAUUUGUUUCACUCACUUGAGAUGGAGAUGGGCUCUCAGUGCCCAAGGUAGAUCCUUGGACGAAGUCAUUUUCGUUUCCCCAUUGGGUACUUUUGGUGAUUACACUGGUAUUGCCAUUUUGCUCUUUGUUGUUGGUGGUGAAAUCUGGGUCUCUCUCUUCCCAAUAGGUGCCGCCUCAGCCGAUAACAUGCAAUUCUGGAAGAACUGUCUUUCUUUGCCAUUGAUGGUAGUCAUGAUUGUUGCUCACAAGACCAUCUUCGGCAGCUGGAGACAAAUUAUGGUCAAGUUGACUGAUAUUGAUUUGGACACUGGUAGAAGAGAAAUCGAUGUCGAAACAUUGAAGCAAGAAAUUGCUGAUGAAAAGCAGGCCUUGGCUGACAGCCCUUUCUGGUACAGAUUCUACAGAUUCUGGUGUUAA